Messenger RNA from Racocetra persica, 315 nucleotides. NCBI's taxonomy places the organism in Eukaryota, Fungi, Glomeromycota, Glomeromycetes, Diversisporales, Gigasporaceae. The record is from the annotation of a GenBank genome assembly.
AUGACCGAAAAAAAGCCAAUUAUCCGAAAAAUAGCUGAAGCGAAUGGAUUAUUAGCUAGCGAAAUCAAAGUAACUCAAGGUGAUAAUGAUUCUCUUGGUCUUAUCGUUUAUAACAGUGAAAAAUUAAACGAAAAAUUCGCAAGCCCUAAAGCUUUACAUUGGGCAACCACAUCAUCAAAGAAUAUUAAAAUUUGUAAUGAAAAAGGGUUUGUAGGAAUUAUCAAAGAAUUUUUCGAAUAUGAUAACGAUGAUCAAAUUGAAUUAAUCGAUUAUCAAGCUGAUUCUUUUGAUAUAGUUGAUUUAAUUGGGAAAAAU